AUGUUAGUGGGAGGAUUAUUUGAUCAACAGCAGAGAUUUCGUCCUGAAGCGGUCGCACUCGUUCGGAUUCGAGCGAAGCUCGGCAUUAGCGGAGAGGAUGAUGGUGACGGAGCCAGCGACGGCGUCAUCGAGGCAAUACCACAGAGGAAGCUUCUGAAGCAAGCAGCCGUCGCCCUUCAGGUAGUUGAUGAAGGCUCGGGUCUUCUCCUUUAG
Molecule: messenger RNA, 213 nt
Organism: Prunus armeniaca (apricot)
Lineage: Eukaryota; Viridiplantae; Streptophyta; Magnoliopsida; Rosales; Rosaceae
Source: the annotation of a GenBank genome assembly